CGACACUCUUUUACAGAUCCGAGACUGACGUACCGAAAUUCGGGCAAGCUCUUCCAGGCUGUGCCGGACGCCCAGAGCUCCAGGGGGACUGUUUGAUCAUGAUCUGCGUAUUGCAGCGGCCUUAAAAGACCAAUGGCAGAGAGUGUCAGGUUACCAGACGCUGCCAGUAUGGGGGCAAGGAGCCCCACUGGGGGCCCGAAGUCUUCCCAGGAGGAGAACAGAUUUUCAGAGGGUGAUGAAGAUAUAUUGAACUUGGAGGACGAAGUUUUUAACCCGAACAUGACUUCUUUUAAGCAUGAUAACGUGGAGGAGCUCUACGAACUGCUGGAAAAGCUGGGCAGCGGGCACUUUGGUGAGGUGAAGAAAUGCAAGGAGAGAAGCUCGGGCACCCUGUACGCCGGCAAGUUCAUCAAGACGCGCAAGUGUAAAGGCAGCCGACUCGGACUGGACCGCGAGCAGGUGGAGAGGGAGGUCUUCAUCUUGCAGCAGCUAGAACAUCCGAACAUCAUGAGACUGCACGACGUCUUCGCCAGUAAAGCGGAGAUGGUUCUGAUCCUGGAACUUAUCCGUGGUGGCGAACUCUUUGACUUUAUAGCGGAGAAGGAAGCCCUUUCUGAAGAGGACGCCAUAGAGUUCUUGGAGCAGAUACUGAAAGGAGUUGCCUACAUGCACAGCCGACGCAUUGCUCACUUUGACCUCAAGCCUGAAAACAUUAUGCUGCUAGAAAAAGACGUUCCCCACCCCAAGAUAAAGAUCAUUGAUUUUGGCUUGGCCCAGAAGAUCGAGGAUGGGGCAGUAUUCAAAAGUCUGUGUGGGACCCCCCAGUACAUCGCUCCCGAGGUUAUAAACUAUGAACCUUUGGGUCCCCCCACCGACAUGUGGAGUAUCGGAGUCAUCACCUACAUCCUACUCAGCGGUUUGUCACCUUUCCAAGGAGAGACCGACCCAGAGACCCUAACCAAUGUCGUUUCCGGGAAUUUCGAGUUCGAUGACCGAUACUUUAAGGACACAAGUGAAAUGGCCAAGGAUUUCAUACGGCAGCUACUGGUCAAAGACCCAAGCGACAGGCUAACGGCGGUGGAGUGCCUCAUACACCCCUGGAUAAAGCCAUUGACAAGGAAGCAAGCAAUGAACAGGAGUCGUUCUUCUAUUAACAUGAAGAACUUCAAAAAGUUCAACGCGCGGAGGAAGUGGAAGCUAUCGUACAACAUGGUGUCUGCAUGUAACAGACUGUGUCGCAUGAAACUGCUGUGCAGCCCCCGGAAUGACCAGGAGGAGUUGCGGCAGUGCGAAAGCGACCAGGAGGAUGAGAAGACCAAACCCGUCACCCUCUUGCGCAGGCGUCUGAGCAGCUGCUCCUGAGCGGGGCCGACUCUUCCGAAGGCUAUCCGUCCCUGAGCGUGUGGCUCCCUCCUUGGCUGGUUGCGC
Spea bombifrons (plains spadefoot toad) is the source of this 1428-nucleotide messenger RNA. RefSeq names its product death-associated protein kinase 2-like. Gene Ontology annotation, cellular component: cytoplasm; nucleus. Gene Ontology annotation, molecular function: protein serine/threonine kinase activity; ATP binding. The transcript is spliced from 13 exons. NCBI's taxonomy places the organism in Eukaryota, Metazoa, Chordata, Amphibia, Anura, Pelobatidae. The record is from RefSeq and is a predicted model, not a curated record. Gene Ontology annotation, biological process: intracellular signal transduction; positive regulation of apoptotic process; protein phosphorylation. The coding region runs from base 133 to 1362 and encodes 409 amino acids.